AUGGCAUUAACUAAGAAUAAGGUUGGAGUAGGCUUGGUGGGCUUCAUGUAUUACACCAUUUGGGUUAUAGUACUGCCCUUUGUUGAUGAAGAACAUGUGAUUCACAGCUACUUCUUGCCACAAGAGUUCGCUGUCCUGAUUAAUGCUGUAGCUGGCUUAUUGUUGGUACUAUUUGUAGGUGCCUUCAUUGCAGCUGUCAUGUGGAAAGGUAGAAGACCGUCUAUGAACUUAUGA
This is a messenger RNA of Protopterus annectens (West African lungfish), 234 nucleotides long. RefSeq names its product dolichol phosphate-mannose biosynthesis regulatory protein-like. The record is from RefSeq and is a predicted model, not a curated record. Lineage: Eukaryota; Metazoa; Chordata; Ceratodontiformes; Protopteridae. Bases 1 to 234 code for a protein of 77 amino acids. Gene Ontology annotation, cellular component: endoplasmic reticulum membrane; dolichol-phosphate-mannose synthase complex. Gene Ontology annotation, biological process: GPI anchor biosynthetic process. The transcript has a single exon. Gene Ontology annotation, molecular function: enzyme regulator activity.